ACAAAAACUAUUAGUGUAGAAGUGUUCUCGUUUGCGUAUUUGAAUAAUAUUAAUCUUGGGGUCUUACCAAUGGCCACAUGUUGCUCCCAGUUGCAUACGACUACGAAAUUCUGGGGUGAAGCCCGCGGCCAAAAUCAGCAAUACGCGCGGCCCUUUAUUAUAAGUUCUAUUUUGUCCCUAACUUCCGUAUCUUCCCACGUCGAGUACUAAGACCUUUCAGACUAGUUUAGCUCUAAUCAUGUCAGACGUGGAUUCGGAUGGCGAGCAGCCAGGCCGGGAAGCGGGCACCAAUGCACUGGAUGAGUUCCGGGAGAACUGGCAGCGGGAGCUCCAGGAGCACAACAACACUGGAUCCAAGAGCCGUUCCGAGGUUGGAGAUCGCCUUACGGCGGCCAAUUCCAAUCUCAGCGAGGCCGAUCUUCUGCACGCCAAGGCGGAGAGUCUCUAUCGGACUGCUGUGCAUCUGGAGCAGCGUGGAAAGGUCUACGACGCACUGCCCUUCUACAGGAAGGCCACACAAAUCGUUCCGGACAUUGAGUUCAGGUUCUACGAGCAGCAGAAGCAACUGCUCAGCGGCGAUGUUAGCCAGAAGUACCUCAAUCUGGCUAACGAUUUGGCCAAGCAACUGGAUCUGGGUCAGCCGGAUGCAACGCAAAGUGGAGAGGAGGUUGUGGACAACUUGUAUGAUAAGUUCCAGCACGAUUUGCGGCAGGAAAACAUUUACAAUGGCAAGAUGAUAGCGUCCAGCCGUGAUGCCAAUGUCCUGACCACCGGUUUGCACUUUGCUGAUCUGCCGCCCGAGAUUGUGAUGCGCAUCCUGCGCUGGGUGGUGUCUGCCCAACUGGACAUGCGCUCGUUGGAACAGUGUGCUGCUGUCUGCAAAGGUUUCUAUGUCUACGCGCGGGAUGAGGAGCUCUGGAGGCUAGCUUGUGUAAAAGUAUGGGCCCACAACGUUGGAACCUUAGAGGCCCAGGAUUCAGAUGUUAGCAACGUCUAUCACUCCUGGCGGGACAUGUUUAUCCGCCGAGAACGAGUGCUUUUCAACGGAUGCUACAUCAGCAAGACUACGUACCUGAGAAUGGGCGAGAAUAGCUUUCAGGAUCAGUUCUACCGACCUGUGCAGCUGGUGGAGUAUUAUCGCUACAUUCGAUUUAUGCCCGAUGGAAAGGUGCUCAUGAUGACGACUGCCGAUGAGCCGGCGCAGGGUGUAUCUAAACUAAAGCACGUUCACAACGUACGCUCGGAAAUGCUUCGGGGUCGCUAUCGGCUUUUUGGGAGCACAGUCACUCUGGUGCUGCAAAAGUCGCAGACUCGUGGACCGGCUCAUCUGCGACAGAGACGAGGGAGUAUCAUGCCACUGGAAGAGGACUCGUCACAGUUCCUGAUCGAGCUACGCAUCGCGAGCUCCACCAAACGCCGAUGCGCGCAGUUGAUUUGGUCACAUUACACGCUAGUGCAGAAGCGCAACAAGGUGGACAUCAGCUCCGAGUUCGAUUUGACCGAGGCCAAAUACCCGCCACUGAGGUUCUCAACCGUAAAGAGCUACCAUCUUGAUGCCGAUGCACCAUUAGCUUAAGUUAAUUAGGAUUCCUGCAAGUGGGAAAUAAAACAUUAUGUUUUGAAACCCUUUUAGAGGGGGAGUGGAAA
This is a messenger RNA of Drosophila teissieri, 1647 nucleotides long. RefSeq names its product F-box only protein 9. Gene Ontology annotation, biological process: SCF-dependent proteasomal ubiquitin-dependent protein catabolic process. Gene Ontology annotation, molecular function: protein binding. The transcript has 3 exons. Bases 239 to 1576 code for a protein of 445 amino acids. NCBI's taxonomy places the organism in Eukaryota, Metazoa, Arthropoda, Insecta, Diptera, Drosophilidae. Gene Ontology annotation, cellular component: SCF ubiquitin ligase complex. The record is from RefSeq and is a predicted model, not a curated record.